Malaya genurostris is the source of this 823-nucleotide messenger RNA. It is a transcript of the gene cib, whose product is annotated as thymosin beta. The record is from RefSeq and is a predicted model, not a curated record. Bases 175 to 561 code for a protein of 128 amino acids. NCBI's taxonomy places the organism in Eukaryota, Metazoa, Arthropoda, Insecta, Diptera, Culicidae. The transcript has 4 exons. Gene Ontology annotation, cellular component: cytosol. Gene Ontology annotation, biological process: actin filament organization. Gene Ontology annotation, molecular function: actin monomer binding.
UGGCAUCUCUGAACAGAGCCGUCAAACUGUUCAAUGGGACAGGUGGUUUCAUCAUCAAAGCCGGUUAGUCAUUUGUAAUACUUCGAAGGUGGAACGUUUCUGUGAGUUAUAGAUUUGGUGAUCUAUUCGAUUCCGUUAGUUCUCAUAUUAACCAAAAACUAACUUCUGUCAACAAUGGAAGCUGCCGCAUCGACCAAGGAUUACAAGAAGGUUGGUGUAGACCUUAAGACACAACUGGAGAGUUUCAACACUGAAAAACUUUGUAAGGCUGAUACGCACGAGAAAAUUGUUCUCCCAACUGCCGAAGAUGUUAAAACCGAGAAAACUCAGAAAAGUCUUUUUGCUGGAAUUGAAUCAUUUGAUGCGUCAAAGUUGAAGCAUGCCACAACGUGUGAAAAAAAUCCUCUACCUGACCAGGAAGCUAUACAACAAGAAAAAGGACAGCAAAUAUUCAUCACAGGCAUCGAAUCAUUCGAUACUUCCAAACUAAAGCAUACGGAGACAUGUGAGAAAAAUCAGCUGCCGACCAGAGAAAUUAUCGAAGAAGAAAAAAAAGCUUGAAAUGUUUUUUUUAAAUAUUUCAGUAUGCAUUUUGACCAGAUCACUUCAUCUUAUUCCAUACUCACAAUACUAACACGUUAACAUUCUAUAAUCCUAUGUGUGCAGAUAUACUACAUCUUUAUUAAUAUAAGCCACAAGUAUUCAAACUAGAAGUGAAUAAUGAAUUAUUCUUCCUAGAAACUCAAUGAAUCUUCGCAAGCGCCUAAUGUGACAUUAUAUUACCAAUUGACUUCGCUAUAUCAAUAAAUUUUUGUAACGCUGA